Messenger RNA from Papaver somniferum (opium poppy), 3565 nucleotides. Its product is annotated as putative receptor-like protein kinase At3g47110. The record is from RefSeq and is a predicted model, not a curated record. NCBI's taxonomy places the organism in Eukaryota, Viridiplantae, Streptophyta, Magnoliopsida, Ranunculales, Papaveraceae. Gene Ontology annotation, biological process: protein phosphorylation. The transcript has 2 exons. The coding region runs from base 153 to 3350 and encodes 1065 amino acids. Gene Ontology annotation, molecular function: protein kinase activity; protein binding; ATP binding.
UAAGGUGUCUAUAGUAAUCCAUUAACACAUACACUUCAAAUUAUUGCUAUCCUUCUACUAACUCCAUCGUGUAUAAUACUCACCGCACUCAUUUAAGUAUCACUUUGUUUUCCAUAUAAGUUUUCAUUUGGGCCAAACAUUUAGCUCUGUAGAUGUUUUUUAUCAAGAUGAAGAUGGUACCAAAGCAACAGCUGAGUCUGAAGUACUUUAAUAUAGAGUUAUCAUUUGGCUGCUUUAUUCUCAUCAUCUCGUGUAUGUCCAUGUUUGUCAUGGAUGUUAGUUGUCUUGUUGUCGUCCACGAUAACAAAUCCAACGACCAAUUGGCAUUACUCGCUUUCAAGGAUGGAAUUACUGAAGAUCCGCUCGGAACACUGAGUUCGUGGAACAGCGACAAUGAUACUCUUCAUUAUUGCAAGUGGAGAGGUGUUACAUGCAGUCGUCGUCAUCCAAGUAGAGUCACUAUGUUAAAUCUUACAUCCCAAAGAUUGUUAGGUUCCAUUUCUCCCCAUAUUGGAAACCUUAGCUUUCUUAAGUAUCUCAACCUCGACAACAACAGUUUAACUGGUGAAAUCCCACAUCAACUUGGUCGUCUUUCUCGAUUAAAAUACCUCAGCCUUACCCAUAAUUUACUGGAAGGCGAAAUUCCACAGAAUAUUUCUAGUUGUUCUAAUCUCAUAUACCUUGAUUUUACUCACAACCAUCUUGUGGGGAGAAUUCCUAACGAAUUAGCCUUCUUAUCUAAGCUCAUACUUCUGGAUCUAAGGGAGAAUAGUCUAUCAGGAGAGAUUCCAGCUUCAUUGGGUAACCUUUCAUCAUCUCUUACUCGUCUUAGUCUUAGUUUUAACAAAUUUCACGGAAGAAUCCCAAGCCCUCUAAGCCAACUUACAAACUUAAAGUAUUUUGAUCUUUCUUCCAACAAUCUUUCAGGUACGGUCCCUUCCAAACUAUACAAUAUUUCAUCUCUUAUAGUCUUUUCAUUGAGUGUAAAUCAACUCCAUGGAAGCAUUCCUGUUUUCAUUCUUCCAAAUCUCAACUAUUUUUCGGUGUUAGAUAACAAUUUCACCGGAACAUUUCCCACUUCGUUUUCCAAUUCGACUAGACUUAGAUUUCUACAACUGGGAAUAAAUAAUUUCUUUGGAUCAGUACCUUAUAACCUUGGUAGCUUAAAAAAUCUCACGCGGUUGGCAUUAGGAGAAAAUAAUCUUGGAACUGGACAAGCUAAUGAUCUGAACUUCAUUGAUUCAAUAAUAAAUUCCACCAAUCUAAAUUAUUUAUAUUUAGGCAUCAAUAAUUUCGGUGGCGUGCUACCUAUCUCCAUGGCUAAUUUCUCUGCAAACCUUGCCACACUAAGUCUUCGAAAUAAUCAGUUAUAUGGAAGUAUUCCAGCGGGUAUUCAAAAUCUUUUAGGUUUAACGGUAUUUGAUUUUUCAGACAACCUGUUCACAGGUAGUAUUCCUACAGGCAUUGGGAACCUUCAAAAUUUGGGAACAUUAGAUCUUCGACGAAACAAAUUAUCGGGUUCAAUACCUUCCUCUUUCGGUAACUUAACACGAUUGCUCCUACUCACUCUAUCGUUUAAUAAUCUGACGGGUUCAAUUCCUCCGAGUAUUGGAAAUUGUGAAUCUCUGCACAGCUUAUCCUUCUGGAGCAAUAGGUUAACUGGUAGUAUACCAGCACAAGUUUUAAAACUUCCAUCUCUAUCAAGGUUCCUCAACUUAGCUAAUAACUCACUUACUGGUCCAGUCCCGGCGGAAGUUGGCAACCUUAAAAGCCUCGGGGUAUUAGACCUGUCAGAAAACAAAUUAUCUGGUGAAAUCCCAAGUACCAUAGGCGAGUGUAUAGGCUUAACAAGUCUUGAGUUGAACGACAACUUUUUUCACGGAGAUAUUCCCUCAGCUAUUACUUUCUUGAAGGGUCUUCAGAUUUUAAAUCUUUCCCACAAUAACCUGUCUGGUGCAUUACCUAAAGGCCUUGAAAAUCUAUCAACGCUUCUUGAUUUGAAUUUAUCAUAUAAUAAUCUGGAAGGGGAAGUGCCUAAAGAUGGUGUAUUUAAGAACACAAGUGCAUUUUCAAUCCAAGGGAAUAAUAAGCUUUGUGGUGGUAUACCUGAAAUAAAGCUGGCGAAGUGCUACAUCCCAUUAAAGCAAAAGCAAAAGAAAUCAUUGUCAGCGAAAGCAAUAUCUAUUGUCAUUUCUUUUGGUGUUUUAUUUUUAACUUUGAUGGUGGUUUUUCUAUUCUGCUGGAGAAAAAAGGCAAACCAAAAACUUCAUCCGACGGCUUUAGACUUAGUUAAUCAAUUCAAGGGAAUUUCUUACAAUGAGCUUCUUAAAGCUACCAACGGAUUCAGUGACUCUACCAACUUGCUCGGUGUUGGAAGUUUUGGAUCUGUGUACAAGGGAAUUCUUCGUGAAGCUGAAUCAAUACCUGUUGCAGUUAAGGUUCUACAUCUUCAGCAAAGAGGUGCAACCAAGAGUUUUAUGGCCGAAUGUGAUGCCCUAAGGGAAGUUAGACAUAGAAAUUUACUCAAGAUCGUUACUUGUUGUACGAGUACUGAUUUUCAAGGUAAUAAUUUCAAAGCUCUAGUUUUUGAGUUCAUGUCUAAUGGUAGUCUAGAGGAUUGGUUACACCCAAGUCUGAGUGACACAAACGUCGGCGACCAAAUGCAUGUAAAGAAUUUGAACCUGAAAAGAAGGUUGAACAUUUCUGUUGAUGUUGCUUCUGCACUGAAGUAUCUUCACCAUGAUUGUAAAUCGCCCCUUGUUCAUUGUGAUCUGAAGCCAAGCAAUGUCCUUCUUGAUGAUGAUUUAACUGCGCAUGUGGGUGAUUUUGGCUUGGCUAAGUUCCUUCACAAGACAUCCAGCAAUUCUCAACAGAUGAAUGAACAAGAUGCAAGUUCUAUUGCGAUAAAGGGCUCCAUUGGUUAUGUCUCUCCUGAAUAUGGAAUGGGUGGUGAUGUGUCUACACUAGGCGAUGUGUACAGUUAUGGGAUCCUACUGUUACAGAUGUUUACAGGAAAGAGACCAACUGAUGACGUGUUUAAGGAUGGUUUGAACAUUCAUAAAUUCUCUAAAAUGCAUGCAUCUCCAGAGCGAGUUUUGGAUAUUGUCGAUUCAAGAUUGCUGCUAGAAUUUGAAGUUGAACAUCUUGAAAAUACUGAAACUAACAGUUAUAAUAUGCCACGAUGCCAAAGAAGAAACAGGGCAAGACAUACAACGAGAGAGAUUUUAGCUUCUAUAAUCCAGAUUGGAGUAAUAUGUUCCUCAGAGUUACCAUCAGAUCGACUCAGCAUGAAUGACAUCAUUGUGGAUGUACAGGCAGUAAAAAAUCAGUAUCUUGGAAUCGGUAUGUAAUAAAAAUAAGUUCCAUGUCAUAAUCUUUGUCUUCAUGCACGGAAGUAUUAUGGAAGUACAAUUUCAUCGCCACCGGAUUAUCUGUAAAGCAUGAAAAUGUGAAAUAAAUUAGAGCCGUGCUGUGCUCACUAUAAAUAUGAUCAGAAAAUAUUUGGUAACUUUCACCAAGCGUAGGCACGCAUAAUUCCAAGCUUUACAGUGAAUCCAAAGAGAAC